Molecule: messenger RNA, 2004 nt
Organism: Caenorhabditis auriculariae
Lineage: Eukaryota; Metazoa; Nematoda; Chromadorea; Rhabditida; Rhabditidae
Source: the annotation of a GenBank genome assembly
AUGCCAACUGACGUCGUGAGUUUCACAAUUUUUAAUGAAAAAUAAAAUAAAUAGAGUUCAAUUCAAUAAACAUGAUUGUGGAGUUCGAAUUUCGGAAAAUAAACCCGUAAUUUUCAAGUUUCCUUAAACAUAGACAAAUUAUUAGAAAAGUCUUUUCAUUUCAAAUUUUCAACUAUAUUGGCGUUGAGAAUCCUAUUUUUUUUUUCAAAUCUCACAUGAAUAUCUUUAAAAUUUUCCCCUGCCCCUUUAAUAAUUGAGAAUAUUUAACUUGGUUCGCCAUAAUUUCAAAGAAUCUGACUUGUCUGCGCUCUCUUUUCACUUGCCUCGGAGAAGAAAUGAGAAAAAACCAACACAUGACGACCCAGAAUGUCUGCAGUCGUAAAAAAAAAUCAUUUUAGGAUUACACGAACUCAAUAAAAACAAUAAAAACAAAUCUUAAAAGUCUGUUAUUUUUUCAACUCCUCAAAACAAAAACAGGAAGAACUGACCCGGACGGUCCGUCAAGGACUGGUGUUGUCUCGAGGAGACCCCACCCUGCAGCAGUACUUUUCCGCGGCUCUCGACAUGCUCCAGCUCCGGAAGGAAGACUCCAAGAAGGUGACGUAAUCUUAAAGUCGUUCCAUUGCUCACCUUACAGCUCAACGUCAUUUUCUGGGACAUUUCCUCUUUCGAGCACAACCAGAAACAACUCGCCAAGUUCAUUCGGUUCCAAAGGUACUGAAAACGCUGGUCUCCCUUUGAAAACGGUUUCAGACCUGAUGUCAUUCUUCUCAACAAGAUCCGCUGCUCAGAGUACGAGAUCCAAGCUUUUGCACGGAAUCAUCGCUAUGAGGCGGCGUGAGUUUUUUAUACCCGAUUCAAAAAAAAAAAAAAGAUUUUGAACAUCAAAAGUUCUUUCACAACUAGCAAAAAAUUUUUUAAACUGAAAUUUGAAAAAAAAAAGAUAAAGAAGAAUAAAUAAUGGAGCCCAGGGUGAACAUCAGCCCCAAUGCCGGUGUCGCGAUUCUCUUCGACUCGCGCAAAAUCGCCGCUUACAAACAACACGCAGGCAGUAUAGUUUGCGAAGAGGUUAACUUUAUCUCUAUCAAUUUAUAAUAUCAUGUUGUGAAGGACCCAAGCAAGAACGACAUCGAAUGGGUUUGGAUCAACUUCCUGUUCAACCGUCACUACUACCGUCUUGCUUGCAUCUAUUGCGAUGCCGACGCGAAAAAAGUGAUUGAGCAAACAUUUUUGUUAAAUAAUCUAAGAAAAUAUUGAAACUAUUUUUUCAGGGCGACAUAAAUUCUGCCAUCCAGGGAAUGUGCUUGGAGAGACAUCGCUGCUACGUCGUCGGAAAUUUCAAUAGGAAAAACUUCAAGUAAGCAAUCUGAGGUCUUAUUGAUGAACAUUUACGCAGCGUAAAUUAAUUAAUAAUAGGUUUAAAGUAAAUGUGAGAGCGUUGUUGGGUUCAAAAUAGUUGAAAUUGAAACUUUUCCUCGGAUAGGCUGGAAGUGUCAAAUAGGAACGAAGGUUUUUAUCUGCUGACUAUUUUCACUGCGUAACUUUUCAUUCAUAUCUACUCUAUCCUACAGGCCAAAAAUUUACCAUCUUUGUCGGAUAUUUCACGAUGCCCCAAGUUGUUCCGAGAAAAGAAAGAAAGCCUCUUGACGACCAUUUCGCUUCAAGACAUUUCACGUUCUUUCUUUAUAAGCUACUUCAAAAAGUGUAAAAAUUACCGUAACCGCAGAUGCAACGAUAUGCGUAACGUGAUCGAAAACCAGCCGACCUAUGCAAAGCUACGGACACACGGCGGCGUCGUCGUCUCUGCCGACUACGCCAGGUACUGUAGUGUUCAUUUCUACCGUAACCACAUAAGUUAGUCGCUCGGGGAUACUGUGUUCGCCUGCCGAUUCAUGUCACGUCAACGUCCAGCCGCCCAAAGAGCCGUUUUUCGUCAACUACGCUCCCAGCAACGAAAAGUUCCAUUUCAUCUUGCCUUUCUUCAUCCAGAGCGAGCAGGACUGA